AUGGAUCCGCGCGUGGCCUGGAUCCAGCCGGAGCAGAAGGGGCCGGCCAAUGCCCUGUGGAUGCAGAUCUGGGAGACCUCGCAGGGCGUGGGCCGCGGCGGCGGCUCGGGCUUCGCGCCCUACUUCUGCCUCAACUCGCCGGCGCUGGACACGGCGGCAGCGGCCGCGGCGGGGACGGGGGCGGCCGGGCCGGGCGGCGGCGGCGGCGGCGGCUUGGGGGGGCCAGCGCUGCCCGCCGCGUCGCCCCCGCCGCCUCCGCCGCCGCCCGCGCCCGGCGCGGCCGCACUGCCCCCCGCGUUGCUGACGGCGCUCGGGCCCGCGGCCGAGGGCGCCCGGCGCCUGCACAAAUCGCCGUCGCUGUCGUCCUCGUCGUCCUCGUCCUCGUCCUCGUCGUCCUCGUCCAACGCCGAGUCGGGCACCGAGAGCCCCGGCUGCUCUUCCUCGUCCUCCAGCAGCGCGUCGCUCGGCCGGGCGGGCGGCGGCCGCGGCGGCGCCUUCUUCCACUUCGCGGACGGCCCCCCGAGCGCCCCCAAUGGGCACGCCGGGCCGCGCGGGCCCGCGCCCGCCGGCUCCCCGCCGCCGCAGCACCAGUUCCACCCGGGCCGCCGGAAACGCGAGAACAAGGCCAGCACGUACGGCCUCAACUACCUGCUGUCCGGCAGCCGCGCGGCCGCUCUCAGCGGAGGGGGCGGCCCCGGGCCCCAGGCGCCGCGGCCCGGCACGCCAUGGAAGAGCCGCACGUACAGCCCGGGCAUCCAGGGGCUGCAUGAGGAAAUAAUUGACUUUUAUAACUUCAUGUCCCCUUGUCCUGAAGAAGCCGCCAUGAGGAGAGAAGUGGUGAGAAGGAUCGAGACGGUGGUGAAGGACCUCUGGCCAACGGCUGACGUGCAGAUAUUCGGCAGCUUCAGCACUGGCCUCUAUCUUCCCACCAGUGACAUCGACCUAGUGGUCUUCGGGAAGUGGGAGCGCCCCCCGCUGCAGCUGCUGGAGCAGGCCCUGCGGAAGCACAAUGUGGCCGAGCCGGGCUCCAUCAAGGUCCUGGACAAGGCGACGGUACCAAUUAUAAAACUCACAGACCAGGAGACGGAAGUUAAAGUCGACAUCAGCUUUAACAUGGAGACCGGGGUGCGGGCAGCAGAGUUCAUCAAGAAUUACAUGAAGAAAUAUUCGUUGCUGCCUUACUUGAUUUUAGUACUGAAACAGUUCCUCCUGCAGAGGGACCUGAAUGAAGUUUUUACAGGCGGGAUUAGCUCGUACAGCCUCAUUUUAAUGGCCAUUAGCUUUCUGCAGCUGCAUCCGAGGAUUGACGCCCGGAGAGCGGACGAGAACCUAGGGAUGCUGCUCGUGGAAUUUUUUGAACUCUACGGAAGAAAUUUUAAUUACUUGAAAACUGGUAUUAGAAUAAAAGAAGGAGGUGCCUAUAUCGCCAAAGAGGAGAUCAUGAAAGCCAUGACCAGCGGGUACAGACCGUCGAUGCUGUGCAUUGAGGACCCCCUGCUGCCUGGGAACGACGUGGGCCGGAGCUCCUACGGGGCCAUGCAGGUGAAGCAGGUGUUCGACUAUGCCUACAUUGUCCUCAGCCAUGCUGUGUCGCCACUCGCCCGGUCCUACCCCAACAGAGACUCGGAAAGCACCUUAGGGAGGAUCAUCAAGGUGACCCAGGAGGUGAUCGACUACCGGACGUGGAUCAAGGAGAAGUGGGGCGGCAGGGUCCACACGGCGCCAGACCCCGACAACAGGAUCAAGAUCGCAGAGCGGAUGGGCGUGUGCGAGGGGGACCAGCCUCCUCGACGAGACCCUGAGUCUCCCUUCGGCCCACGCCUUACCCUGUCCCUGCCCGGCCCCCAGCUCCGGUCGUCCGGCUCGUCCGCCUCCUCCGUGUCCUCGCUCUCCGGCAGCGACAUCGAUUCGGACACACCGCCCUGUACGACACCCAGCGUGUACCAGUUCAGCCUCCAGGCGCCCACCCCUCUGCUGGCCAGCCUGCCUGCCGCCCUGCCCAUGCCGAGUGGCAAACCUCAGUCCGCCACGUCCAGGACGUUGGUCAUGACAACGAACACCCAGACCAGGUUUACUAUUCCUGCCCCGACGCUCGGCGUGGCCCCCGUGCCCUGUAGACAGGCGGGCGUCGAAGCCGCCCCGGCGCUGAAGGCCGUCCACCAUGUGUCCUCCCCGGCCAUCCCUUCUGCAUCCCCCAACCCGCUCUCCAGCCCCCACCUGUAUCACAAGCAGCACGGUGGCAUGAAGCUGUCCAUGAAGGGCUCGCACGGCCACGGCCAAGGUGGCAGCUACGGCUCAGCGGGCACGGGUGGCGCGCGGCCUCCCGUGGGCAACCGGGGCCACCACCAGUACAACCGCACCGGCUGGAGGAGGAAAAAACAUGCGCACACCAGGGACAGCCUGCCCGUCAGCCUCAGCAGGUAA
This is a messenger RNA of Rangifer tarandus platyrhynchus (Svalbard reindeer), 2424 nucleotides long. NCBI's taxonomy places the organism in Eukaryota, Metazoa, Chordata, Mammalia, Artiodactyla, Cervidae. The record is from the annotation of a GenBank genome assembly.